This is a messenger RNA of Rhincodon typus (whale shark), 1718 nucleotides long. RefSeq names its product DnaJ heat shock protein family (Hsp40) member B11 (gene dnajb11). NCBI's taxonomy places the organism in Eukaryota, Metazoa, Chordata, Chondrichthyes, Orectolobiformes, Rhincodontidae. The coding region runs from base 44 to 859 and encodes 271 amino acids. Gene Ontology annotation, biological process: protein maturation; protein folding. Gene Ontology annotation, cellular component: endoplasmic reticulum. Gene Ontology annotation, molecular function: misfolded protein binding. The record is from RefSeq and is a predicted model, not a curated record. The transcript has 8 exons.
UUGUUAGAUUUUGUCUGAUGAAGAGAAGAGGAAACAAUACGACAUGUAUGGGGAAGAGGGCUUAAAGGAAGGUCGUCAAGGUUCCCAUGAUGACAUAUUUUCACAUUUCUUUGGGGAUUUUGGUUUUAUGUUUGGAGGAGGCCCACGGCAUCAAGACCGGAACAUUCCUCGAGGAAGUGACAUUGUCGUGGACCUUGAAGUUACGCUUGAAGAAGUAUAUUCGGGAAACUUUGUGGAAGUUGUAAGAAACAAGCCAGUGGCAAAGCAAGCUCCUGGAAAGAGGAAAUGUAACUGCAGACAGGAAAUGAGAACCACACAAUUAGGCCCUGGAAGAUUCCAGAUGACUCAGGAAAUGGUUUGCGAUGAGUGUCCCAAUGUUAAGCUUGUAAAUGAGGAGAGGACGCUUGAAGUGGAGAUAGAACCUGGUGUUCGGGAUGGAAUGGAAUAUCCUUUCAUUGGAGAAGGUGAACCUCACAUAGAUGGAGAACCUGGAGAUCUGAAAUUCAGAAUAAAGGUUUUAAAGCACCCAAUAUUUGAGAGACGGGGUGAUGACCUCUAUACAAAUGUCACAAUUUCAUUAGUGGAAGCAUUGAUAGGUUUUGAAAUGGUCAUCUCUCAUUUGGAUGGUCACAAGGUCCAAAUAGUUAGAGACAAGAUUACAAAGCCAGGUGCAAAAGUAUGGAAAAAAGGAGAGGGUCUGCCAAACUUCGACAACAAUAACAUUAGAGGUUCACUUAUAAUAACAUUUGAUGUAGAAUUUCCCAGGGAACAACUUACUGGCGAUCAGAAGGAAGGUAUAAAGCAGCUGCUUAAACAAGGACCAGUGAAAAAAGUGUACAACGGACUUCAGGGAUAUUGAUGAAAACGCAAAUGAAACAGACUUUCAUGUGAUACUGAAAAUUUAACUAUUUAUUAUGAGGUUUCUAAUGUUGAAUGUAUUUUUUGGGUUGGAAAAGAAUUGCUAACAUUUUGAAAAACUGAAAUCUCUUUGAUUCUGAGCAGCACAAGAUAUAUAUUGAAAUUUUUAUUUUGACCUUUUCAAUUUUUUGUCUCCCUGCCCCAAAAAAAAUUGACUCUGGCCAGAACAGCAAAAUAUGUUAGCAUUUUAAGAUGACUGGAUAUGUUUCAGUUUUUAUAUUCUAAACAGAAAAGGCAAACUGUAAACUUCUCCAUCUUUAACCAUGUUCUGUUACUUCUAAAAAUGUUAGGUAUUAUGGUGGUUUAAUUUUUUCUCAAGAAACAAGUGUAUUGAUUUCAGUGCAGUGUCCAACUUUGUAAAAAUUAUUCAGAAGUACUUAAAAUUUGUGUUCUGUUAUUUUUGAGAUAUGAGGGGGCCAAAUAUUGCUCCAAUGGUCAAAGCAAUUUGGUCUCUGUAAUAUCUGAAUAUGAAGAAUACACCAUAUAGAUUUGAACAAAAUUACCAUUUGAUUUUAAUUUGUCACUCGCUAUAAAUUGACAUUGAAAUUUUGAAAGGAUGGCACAGUUUGAAAAUGACACUCUGUACAGUACAUUGUCAAAUUGAAAGUUAAACAGUAAACAACAUUGUUAUAAGGUGCAACUCAUCAGCUAAAAUUGACUGGGGAGGAAAAUGCAUCCUGCUGUAGACAGCAGGACCUAUGUAUUUCAUUUUUUGUAUUUUGUUGUUUCAAUUGAAGACUUGGAGUACUGAAGUCAAUUGUUUCAAAUUAAAUUCAACAAAAAAUGUUGAAUGUGUGAAA